Hydra vulgaris (swiftwater hydra) is the source of this 816-nucleotide messenger RNA. RefSeq names its product variant-silencing SET domain-containing protein. Lineage: Eukaryota; Metazoa; Cnidaria; Hydrozoa; Anthoathecata; Hydridae. The record is from RefSeq and is a predicted model, not a curated record.
AUGGACAAUUUGGAAAAACAAAUCCCUAGAUUUAUCAACCUCAAUGGAUAUGAAGUUAGGGCCAUCUACAACGGGAAAAAAGAUGUUGGUCGCCCACAAAAACAAAAUAUAACAAGUCAGAAAAUGGGUAACGAGAACGCCAACGAAACAACAAGUGAAAAAGAAGUAGGCCAAUCACUUAAAGAAAUACAAAGUCCUCACGGUAUUAUAACAUCACAGGAAAACUGUGGAGAAAUUGAAUCAAACAAACAUGUCGAGGAAGUAGAAAAACAAACAGUCGAAAUAACUACCGAACCUCAACCAAAAUCAAGUCAAGAAAUAAUAAUUGUAAAUGAAAAAGAAAUAACAACUAAUAGUAAAGAAGAAGCUAGUAAUACUAACAAUAGCGAUAAUGAUGUAGACGGAAGUAAGGGAAACGAUAGUAAUAAAGAUGUUUUGGAUGAAAAUAUCAAUGGAGAUAGUAAUGACAAUAAUAGUGGAGAUGACAAUAAUAGUGGAGAUAGUAAUGACGAUAGUGAUGAUAAUGAUGAAGAAAGUAGUGAAGAAGACGACGUUGAAGUACCUGAGGAAUAUCUUGAUAUGCUCCAUUUAGAAAAAGUAGAUUAUAAUUGGAAAUUAUUUAAAAAUUUCGAUCGUUUAAAUUGCAGUGAUGAGGAACUUAAAAAAUUUAAAGCCUUCAAAAAAUAUGAAUGGAUCCAGUACGAAAGGGCCCAAAAAAUUAUAAAAUGCUUGAAAAUAUACAAAAAAGUGAAGGACAACUUACACCACUCACAUUUCAAAAGAUGGAUUUGGGAGAGAUGUACUCAUAUAAUAUGA